ACAGCCGCGCGUAGAACCGCUACGAAUGACUCCCGCACAACUUCGGAACUUUUAAUACUUUUCUAUCGUACUAUUUUAUGUGCUGUGCUCGUUUUUAUUUGCCAAUGUUUGAUGUGUGUUGCAACUUAUAAAAUAAUACUACAAGUAAUUUGACAGUUAUAAAAUUUAUAAUGACUUAAAAAUUAAAAAAAAUUGUCAAAAUCAUGGCGCCGUUACGUGUUUUGAGUGAUUUCGAUGACUAUCAGAACUUUUCUACACAACCGAGUGAGAGACAUCAUUUGAGACACAGAAAUCAUUCCCGGGAACACUCGAGGAAUCAUUUCAUAGAUGUCAUGUCGAACUCUAUUAUGGAGGUUAUUAAUACAAAGUUUAUACCUGAUAAUAGUGUGUUACCUGAUUUGGAGCCGCUGUCGACUCAUUUGGAAGAUCACCCUUUGAGGGUGAAUAUAACGCUGAACCGGUCGGAUUUUGGUGUGAUUGACAAUGAUUUCAUGUACAGACAUAGCGGGGCGAUGACUGCGGUGUAUUGCGUGGCUUACUUGCUAGUGUUCGUGGUGGGUUUGAUCGGGAACUGCUUUGUGAUCGCGGUGGUGUACCGCUCGCCGCGCAUGAGAACUGUGACGAACUUCUUUAUCGUGAACUUGGCGGUCGCUGAUAUCUUGGUGAUCGUUUUCUGCCUGCCCGCUACGUUGAUGUCGAAUAUUUUUGUCCCGUGGGUGCUGGGCUGGCUGAUGUGCAAGACUGUGCCAUACGUGCAGGGACUGUCAGUAGCCGCGUCCGUCUACAGCUUGGUCGCUGUCUCACUUGAUAGAUUCCUCGCUAUCUGGUGGCCCUUGAAAUGCCAGAUCACCAAACGUCGGGCGCGGAUGAUGAUCGUCUUCAUCUGGAUCUUUGCUAUCCUCGUCACCACUCCCUGGGUCUUCUUCUUCGAUCUCGUGGUAGUGUUCGACGACAACCCUCAUGUGCGUCUCUGCUUGGACGUCUGGCCGAACCCCAUCAGCGAAGUCUUAUACUUCGUUAUAGGCAACCUCAUAUUUUGCUACAUUCUACCCAUGGUCCUCAUCACUAUGUGUUACAUCCUAAUUUGGAUUAAAGUUUGGAGAAGAUCCAUCCCUACCGACACGCAAGACGCUCAAAUGGAGAGGAUGCAGCAGAAAUCCAAAGUAAAAGUUGUGAAAAUGCUCGUUGCAGUAGUAAUCCUAUUCGUUUUAUCUUGGUUCCCGCUUUACUUAAUAUUCGCGAGGAUAAAAUUAGGAGGACCGAUUCAAAAAUGGGAGGAAGAGAUGUUCCCCGUAGUGACGCCACUAGCCCAGUGGCUCGGAGCAUCAAAUUCAUGCAUCAACCCGGUUUUAUACGCCUUCUUUAAUAAGAAAUAUAGGAAGGGUUUCGUUGCUAUCAUUAAGAGUAGAAAAUGCUGUGGACGGUUACGUUACUACGAAACGAUCGCUCUGCAAUCGUCGAGCACUUCGACGAGGAAGUCAUGGCAUUACAACAAUAACAACCAUGCAUCCAUCACGCGACGAUCACCUCCCGUCGACAAGAACGCCGUAUCGUUCAUCUUCAACCACACGGGAGUUUAAUCUCAGCGACGACUACGUUUGGAGCUCAACUUUGACCACUAGGUCUGCGGAUCCCAAGCCCCACGGGGCAGGAGACGUUUCAGCAUAUCGACAAAUACGAAGAUUUCGUGCUUGAAUUUUCAGUUCGUCAGUUUGAUGUUGUCUGUGUUAAAAUCAAGUUUUCGAGCAAUGUGACUAUCCAAUAAUCUAGUACAGCUAAGUUAAUAUAAAUGUGUGUCAUUAUGAUGAAAUUUUAAUAACGUUAGUAAGGUACUUUUUAUACGUAAAUGUAAUAUUUCUGAAGAAGAAAUAAAUAACUGUGGAGAACGCACACGUCGCACAAACAUUUUUGAUGUGAAGUAUCCUUCACAUAGGUUCCUUUUCCGUUAACUCAUUAUAUUUAGUAGCAUUUAGCAUCAUCUUUGCGUAUAACAGUAAUUAGAUACCUAUAAGUUGGGGUUUUCUCGGAUUUAGUGGCAUCUUCAUAAUAUUCUGUUAUCAAGAACAUUUACGACAUUCUCAUUCUAAAGCUAUAGUUAAAUUAACCUGUACUUUGUGUCACUUCCUAUAACUGAGAAGUUAGAGU
Maniola jurtina (meadow brown) is the source of this 2145-nucleotide messenger RNA. It is a transcript of the gene BomSIFR, whose product is annotated as neuropeptide SIFamide receptor-like. The transcript is spliced from 3 exons. Gene Ontology annotation, molecular function: neuropeptide Y receptor activity; peptide binding. The record is from RefSeq and is a predicted model, not a curated record. The coding region runs from base 204 to 1580 and encodes 458 amino acids. Gene Ontology annotation, cellular component: membrane. Lineage: Eukaryota; Metazoa; Arthropoda; Insecta; Lepidoptera; Nymphalidae. Gene Ontology annotation, biological process: G protein-coupled receptor signaling pathway.